Messenger RNA from Suillus discolor, 536 nucleotides. Its product is annotated as histone-fold-containing protein. Gene Ontology annotation, biological process: nucleosome assembly. NCBI's taxonomy places the organism in Eukaryota, Fungi, Basidiomycota, Agaricomycetes, Boletales, Suillaceae. The record is from RefSeq and is a predicted model, not a curated record. The coding region runs from base 64 to 375 and encodes 103 amino acids. Gene Ontology annotation, cellular component: nucleosome. The transcript has 4 exons. Gene Ontology annotation, molecular function: DNA binding; protein heterodimerization activity; structural constituent of chromatin.
CUUCCGCGUCACAGCACCAGUAAACUCACACACUUCACAACACUUUACUUUCAACUCAAUACAAUGUCUGGCCGUGGAAAGGGUGGCAAGGGUCUCGGAAAGGGCGGUGCCAAGCGUCAUCGCAAGAUUCUUCGUGACAACAUUCAGGGUAUAACAAAGCCUGCUAUCCGUCGUCUUGCCCGUCGUGGCGGUGUCAAGCGUAUCUCUGGUCUUAUCUAUGAGGAGACCCGUGGUGUCCUUAAGAUCUUCCUUGAAAACGUCAUCCGUGAUUCGGUAACAUACACUGAGCACGCAAAGCGGAAAACUGUCACGGCCCUUGAUGUUGUUUACGCUCUGAAGCGCUCAGGGCGGACUCUGUACGGUUUCGGGGCAUAGAUGCUUGAGGACUUCAUCGCAGCUUGUUGUAUUGUAUAUGUAUCAUUAUAAUCAUUUCCUUAUCUUAUGGAUCCGAGAUGGAAGACGUUUGAAACUUAGUGGAAUGCAGCGCACUUCAAACAUCGUUUCCAACCACGUAAGCCUUUUGAUAUAGUACUUGC